AACCAUUGGGUUACAACUCAAUGAUCUCUAUACUCAAACAAUGUCAAUCAAUACGAUAUAGUCAGGUAAGUCCCGUGCUAUCAUUGGCAAAGAGAUUUGCUUCUAAAAGACCCGCACAUAAGAAAUAUAGUCGACCUAAAGCUGUGCUGAAGUCAGCUGUCGACAAAAAUGAUGAUGCGCAAAAAAAGGCGGAAAGUAUAUUUUCAUUUGGUAAGUUUUCACAAUUACAUACACCUUCUUUGAAAGAACGUGAGUCGGCUUCUCAAGCAAUUGCUAAGAUUCAUGAGUUUGACCAAUUGAGAAUCUUUCCUUCUGUACGUAAAGCUAUGCUUGAAGAAAUCAAGUCACAAUACAACAUGAAGGGCAAGACUGAAUCUGACUUACACCUUGAACCUACACCAGUUCAAAUUAGUGCUAUCAGAAAAGUUAACCAAUCUAGAGACAUCAAGCUUCCUGAAAAUUUUGAAGAAUUAUCAGAAGGUGAAAGGAUUGCUUUAACUAUACUGCAGGAAAAUCAAGCUAACAGGUUGAAGGUUUUCACGAUUGCUGCUGAAACUGGUUCCGGUAAAACUUGGGCUUAUUUGGCUUCUGUGUUAUCUAAAUUAAAGGAAGAUGACAUGAAUGUUUGGCAAGAAAGUCCAGCUAAGUAUCAACAAAGUAAAGAUCAUGCUAUUAUUAGAUCGGUUAUUUUGGUUCCUACUCAUCAGUUGGUUGAACAAGUUUAUGAUACAUUGGCGAGAGCCACUACUAUCAAGCUUGAUCACAGUAAGAAUGUUCAUCCUCAAUUCAAACCAUUCUUGGAAUUGGAUGAAAACAAAACUUUGGGACUUUCAGUCAUGAAAUGGUCGCAAGGUGAUCCUCCAACCACUUUAUUUGAUAGAUGUGAGCAAGGUCGCUUGGAUGUAUUGGUUACCACACCAGCUAAGAUUUCUUCAUUAAGCAAUUUAAGAAACUUUACUAGACCAUUGAAGUAUUUCAACCUGGUUAGAUACUGUGUUAUUGAUGAAGCUGAUACAUUAUUUGAUCAAUCUUUUAUUGCUGAUACUUCGUUUGUUCUCAAACAUAUGCCUCGAUUAGUUGAUUUGAUUUUGGUAUCUGCAACCAUUCCUAAAGAGUUCCAAAAGAUUCUUAAAGCAAAAUUCCCAGAUCAAAAAUCAUUAAUCAAUGUUCAAACUCCGCAAUUACAUAAGAUUCCAAGACGAAUCAAGGUCUUUACUUUAGAUGCUGAAUUACCUCCUUAUAAUGGUUCUAAAACUAGAUGUCUUGCACAAGCACUUUAUGCGAUUGCAAAAGAUGGUACUGAUCCAGGUUAUGUUAAAAGAAUUGUUAUAUUUGUCAAUAAAAGAGAUGAAGUUAAACCGUUGGUUAAAUCAAUGACUGAAAAGUUCCAUCAUAAACCACAUGAUUUCUAUGGGAUCACUCAAGAUUUAUCCAAGGAAGAACGUGACAAGUUGUUGAAACCUUUCUUACAACCAGCGGGAUUAAUUGAAGAUGAUGAACAUAAAAGUAAAUACAAAGUGUUGGUUUGUACUGAUGCUUUAGCUCGUGGUGUCAACUUCAUUGGUGUUAAAAAUGUGGUUAUGAUUGAUUUACCUCAUAAUUCGGUUGAUUUGGUUCAUCGAAUUGGUAGAACUGGUAGAAUGAAACAAAAUGGAAGAGUAUUUGUUAUUGUUGAUAGAAAAACAAGAAAGAGUUGGAUUAAAGGGUUAGGAAAUGCUAUUACUAAAGGAGCUACAAUUGGAUAGAUAUUUAUUAAGGGUUACCUGUACAUAGAAUUAAUUUCAUAAUUUGAGAUUAAUAUUGUUGUAAGACCAACACCUGGGAAUUCGCUUUAUCUACUUACCGAUUUUCACUAUGGUAUGAUUAGACUAUACGCCCCAGGAAAAUUGAUAUCUCCAAAUGAUUAUAAGUCACUGUUCACAUUUUAGUCCAUAAUGUGUUUAGUGGUCACGUUUGGAUACAUCUGUAGAUAAAACAUAAACAAAGAUUUAUCCAUUUGGAAAAGAACAACCACCAACGUGAUUUCUUUUUCAGGGUCCAAUUUGAUAGGAUUGGUAGAACUAAUCCUGGCCACCUAUUUAAUUAAGACAGAUAUCUAUGGACUGGGUUCUAGUUUAUAGAUUUUGUCUAAAUUGCGUAUCGUUCCAAGGAUCUGUUUCCGCUAAUCUUGACUUAGUAUUGGUCCGUUUUAUUUAACAGGAAACUGUGGGGUUUGGAUUUUGUGUAUGAAUUAUAAUUUAUUCCUCGGGAUAAGAAAAACAAAUAAAAUAAUGGAUAAUG
Spathaspora passalidarum NRRL Y-27907 is the source of this 2280-nucleotide messenger RNA. Its product is annotated as ATP-dependent RNA helicase. Gene Ontology annotation, biological process: maturation of LSU-rRNA from tricistronic rRNA transcript (SSU-rRNA, 5.8S rRNA, LSU-rRNA). The record is from RefSeq and is a predicted model, not a curated record. The coding region runs from base 21 to 1745 and encodes 574 amino acids. The transcript is spliced from 2 exons. Gene Ontology annotation, cellular component: nucleolus. NCBI's taxonomy places the organism in Eukaryota, Fungi, Ascomycota, Pichiomycetes, Serinales, Debaryomycetaceae. Gene Ontology annotation, molecular function: nucleic acid binding; ATP binding.